UGCCAUAGCUCCAGGCGUGCGCUUGACAAGAUGGCGGCGCCCGCGCGGCGGCGGCGGCAGGGACUUCGCCGCCGGGUUCUUCCCUGCUUGUGAGGCGCGCGCGGUUCGAGCGUCGCGGCCCAUGAAGCCCAAGGCAUGGGCUUUCCGCCGCCGUCCCCUCUCCUCCUGGGGCUCCUUGUUCUGCAGGGAGCACUGAGGCCGCUGCGGGGGGACCUGGUUUUCGUCCCGUCUUUCAUCCGAAUGUCCGGUCCUGCGGUCAGCGCGACCCUGGUGGGAGGCACCGAGGAUGUGACCGUGACCCUGGCCGCGCUGCAGGCCGAGGCGGGAGUGCUGCCGGGCCCGGCCUGCGGAUUGCCGCCCAGCAACGAGACGGCCGCCUGGAGCCUGGCCACGACCCCGGCUGUGAACUCGCUGGAGGUGACGGUCAGAUGGAAGGGAGGCCCGUGUUCCUCCAGCGAGACAGAACCCGUUCCCGAGUCCCCGUGCCUGGUGCAGACCCUCCUGGUGUCGGCGGCUCACAACGCCACCUGCUUAGCACAUCUGCUCAUCCAGGUGGAGAUCUACGCCAACUCUUCCCUGACGCCACACGCUUCAGAGAAUGCGACUGUUAUUCCCAACCAAGUGUAUCAGCCUCUGGGGCCUUGUCCCUGUAAUUUAACAGCCGGGGCCUGCGACAUCCGCUGCUGCUGUGACCAGGAGUGCUCCGCGGAGGGCCGGGAGCUGUUCGCGCAGUCCUGUCUCGGCGGUGUGUUUGGCGGGGACGUCAGUCCUCUGUUUGAUCAGCUCUGCUCCGCCGGGGUGGCACAGCAGGUCCCGGACUGGUUUCCCUGGCUGUGUGUGCAGUCGCCCCUGGCCAAUUCGCCCUUCCUCGGCUACUUCUAUCACGGCUCUGUCUCCCAGAGACCCCGCGCUGCCUCGCAAGUGCAUCUGUACGCCGAGCCAAAAGACUCUUCGCACUUUGGUUACAAACAAGGAGAUCCCAUCAUGACUCUGGAUAAGGCAUAUCUCACUGUUCCACAGGUGUCCCUGGCCGGGCAGUGUAUGCAGAAUGCCCCGGUGGCAUUCCUGCAGAAUUUUGAUGUCAGAUGCACCACCCAUCUGGAAGCAUACCAAGAGCGAGAUGGAAUCAUCAACACGAAGAUAAGGAAUGGGACCGUAGGAGGCAUAGUUACGCCAAAAGUAACCUACGAGGAAGCAACGGACCUCGGCAAAUACAUCAGCACUACAGAAACACUCUUAGGUAAUGGGUCAGCCCCCAGAAACGUGACCGUGGAAGAGCAUUACGUCUUCAGAUGGAACAAUAACACAAUCAGUGAAGUGAACGUUAGAGUCAUCAGGGCGGAAGUCAGUGCCUCCUGGAAAGGAACAAUGACGCAGAGAUUUACAGUGCAGUUUUUAAGUUAUAACAGUGGCGACGAGAAGGAAUAUUCUGGAAAUCCAGGUUACCAGCUGGGCAGGCCUGUCCGGGCUCUGAACACCGACAGGCUGAACAACGUCACGAGUUUGUCCGUCUGGCAGCCAGCUGGAAGGGGUUUGUGUACGUCGGCGACUGUGAGACCCAUUUUAUUUGGAGAAGAUGCGUCGUCCGGGUGCCUGUUAGAAGUCGGGAUCCGUGAGAACUGUACCGCGCUCCGGGAGAAUGCUGUUGAAAGACUGAGUUCAUUAAUACAAGCAACUCAUGUGGCAAUGAGAGGCAACUCUGACUACAGCGACCUCAGCGAUGGCUGGCUCGAGAUCAUACGUGUGGACGCCCCCGGUGCAGGUGCGGACCCGCCCACCAGCGCCAGCGGCAUCUGCCUGGACGUCCCUGCCCAGCUGAGUGUCCGCGUCCUCAUCGCAGAGGCUGGCGCGGUGCAGGGGCUCAUCCAGCAGGAGAUACUCGGCGUGGAGACGAGGUUCUCCACGGUGAACUGGCAGUACCAGUGUGGCCUGACCUGUGAGGACAAGGCCGGCCUCCUCCCCCUCGGCGUGUCAGUCCGAUUCAUUAAGAUACCCGCGCAGCCACCCCGCCCUCGGACAAGAUUCCAGAUCAACUUUACAGAGUACGACUGUACCAGAAACGAGGUGUGUUGGCCACAACUUCUAUAUCCGCUGACCCGGUAUUAUCAAGGGGAGCCGUACUCUCAGUGCGUGGCCAAGGGCUUGCUGCUGGCCUGGUUCCUCCUGCUGGCCGCCUUCCUCAGUAACCCCUGGACCAGGAUACGCCAGGCCUGACUUCCAGAGACCACAGGCCUUUCCCCAAGGGUGUGCCUCUGCAAGCUUUAAUAAAUGAGACGUUUAUUUUGCUGAAA
This is a messenger RNA of Oryctolagus cuniculus (rabbit), 2291 nucleotides long. It is a transcript of the gene TCTN2, whose product is annotated as tectonic family member 2. NCBI's taxonomy places the organism in Eukaryota, Metazoa, Chordata, Mammalia, Lagomorpha, Leporidae. The record is from RefSeq and is a predicted model, not a curated record. Gene Ontology annotation, biological process: protein localization to ciliary transition zone; smoothened signaling pathway; cilium assembly. Gene Ontology annotation, cellular component: MKS complex.